Cavia porcellus (domestic guinea pig) is the source of this 3103-nucleotide messenger RNA. Its product is annotated as zinc finger protein 14-like. Lineage: Eukaryota; Metazoa; Chordata; Mammalia; Rodentia; Caviidae. The record is from RefSeq and is a predicted model, not a curated record. The coding region runs from base 1314 to 1820 and encodes 168 amino acids. The transcript has 3 exons.
UGAUCUUUGUGUUUAUCCUGAGAUUGUAUCUGCCUAAUGUAUUAAGGAUGAGAAGUCUAUGCAUUUGACUCAGUACCCAAUCCUUUAGUACUGGACUAUGGUGAUUGUUAUUACUCCAUACAAUCACAGUGUCUUUUUAUGAGGGAGUAAAACUGAUUAUGACAGUAGCAUACUGGCUAAAGUAGUACAGUUAUCAAUUACAAUAGUCUCAAACAAAGUAUGAUUUGCUAUAGUACCUGUUAACCUGAUACACUUAAAUCAUUAGAGCAAAUUCUACAGUUAUGUAACACAACCCUAUACAUACCAGGACCUUGGAUGAGAUGACUUUCCUCUUAGCAGAGAGAUUUAAAAAAAAAAAAUUUUUUUUAUUUUAAAGAGAACAGAACAAUGCAAAUCAAACAGAACAAUGCAAGCAACACAGCACUUCACAACAAGAAAACUGGGCAUCAACAGUAGCUACCAUAAUGUCUCUUUCCUUCAAAAUAGUUGAGCAAGCAGAGAGAUUUUUAUGAUGAGUAGAAGAUAACAAAAAGAAAGUUAAAUCUUAAGUCAUGAAAGGAAAAAAAAAAUAAAAGAAAGAAUGAAGUGGAAAAACAAAAGAAAAAUAUCCACUAAAAAGUAAACAAGACAAAACAACAGAAAACAAAACAAAAUACCAACAACUGAAUGGAAGAAGAAAAAUCAAUCAAACAAACAAAAAAUGAAUGUAGUAAACUUCCUUUGGUGUGUUCAUUUGUUAUAGUAGGCCCAAGUCAGAUUUCAGAAAUGUUUUGCACUACAGGCAGGCUUACUGUGGGAUUUGUAACUGAUAUGAGGCUUGACCUCUGAAGGUGGGGGCUCAGACUGGUCUUCUGUUGUUGGGAUUCUCCUGCACUCUUAGAUAAAUAAUGGCAGCCCCACCUGCACACUUGUAUUCCAUGGGUCGGUCUGUCGAAGCAUACUGCUACAAAUUUCACAUGUAACUGGUUCCAUCUUCUCAUCAUCUGUGCACGUGCUAAGGACUUGCCAGGUUUUCUGCCUGGGCUGGGCAAGCAUGUAUGCCCCUGCUUGGGCCUUUGUGCUUGGCCAUGGUUCUCAGCUGAGCUGGGGCUGCAUGUGCCACCCAACCUUGGCUAAGGUGUCAUGUUCUCACUUCAGGUUUUUGUGAGUUCAUGGUAUCAUGAGUCUCAAUCUUCCUCUUCACUGUAUCUGAUGAUUUAAGAGACAGUGAAUUUUGAGGAUGUAGCUGUAAACUUCACCUUGGAGGAGUGGGCUAUGCUGGAUCCUUCUCAGAAGAAGCUUUCCAGAGAUGUGAUGAGGAAAACCUUAGGAACAUGGCUGCUGUAGGAAAAAAUUAUGAUGAACGACAAAUUGAACAUGAAUACUAUAACUGCAGGAGAAAUUCAAGAAAAGAAAAAAUAAAGAAAUGCUUACAAUAUAAAUUAAAUAGUCAGCAUGAAGAAAUGAAAUUUUGGACUCCUGAUAUUAAUAUGAACUUGAAACCAACAGGUACAAAAUCAAGUGAAAGGUUUGCUUGCAAAAAAUCUUUAAUUGGUAAAUCAUUACCAGAAGUUCCCAUCACAGUCAACACCACACUCAAAUCAUGUGAGUAUCAGGGAUUUGAAGAUGGAAAUACCUGCACUGACAUCCACUGCAUUCACAAGCAUGCAAACAAAAACCCUGAAGAGAAACCCCAUGGAUGUAAGCAAAGUUUAAAAUCGUACUCUGAUCUUCCUGAAGGAAGCAGUACUGAAGAGGAGUUCUUUGUACUGGAGCAAGAUAUGGAAGCCUUCAGUACAGCCAACUAUUCUCAAAUAGGGGAAAGAAAUCCAGUAAAGUGAAUGCCUGUGAAUGUGUACAAUAUGAAAAAAGUUUUAACUCUCAGCAUGAUAUUGAGAUACACGAAAGAGCUAACACUAUAGAAAAUCACUGUGUGGGUUAACAGUGUGGGGUAGUACUCAGCAAUAACAUUUCAUUUUGGAAAUGCAAAAAAACUGACCUUGUGAAGAAACUCUAUGUAUGUAAGCAAUGUAUGAAAGCCUUCUGAAAGCAUUUGGCUUACAGAGUCAUUGUAAAAAUCAUGAAAGAAUGCACAUUGAGGAGAAACGCUAAGUACGUAACUUCUGUUGGGAAACCUUCACCAAACACAACCAUUUUAAACACAUAAACGUACUCACAGUGGGUAAAAACUGUCAAUGUAAAGAAUGUGGGAACAUUUUCAACAAAAACAUUCAUUGUCAAAACACGCGAGUAUUCACUCUGGGGAGAAACACUAUGUACAUAAGCAAUGUGCAAGUGCUCUCAAGAGACAGUCAUUUCCAUUGAUGUGAAAGUUCUCCCAGAGUACUAAGCUUAUGUAAUUAAAUAAUUUUAAAAUGCAUAAACUGUGUACACGUAUUGUGAAAUUUGUGAAAGAAACAACAGAUGAAAGUCUUCAGUAAUGUAGUAAUCAUCACAGGCUUAAAAACAUAAAGGAAAAUUAUAUGUGAAGAUAUAACUUACCCAAACAUUAAAAGACAGUAGAGAGAAGUCUUCUAUGUAAGCAAUUUAAUGAGACUUUCAGUACAUAGGUAAAUUACUAUCUAAAUGAAGGAGUAAUUAAUGAAGAGAAUCUAAACAUGUGAGCAAUAUGGGAAAGGGUUAACGUUUCUGAAUGCAUUCAAAUAUAUGAAAAAUUCUCAUGAGCAAAGCACAGGUAUGCAAUUAAUGUGUCAAACCAUUAGAUUUUUCCACUUACUUUGAAAUAGAUGAAAUUCAUACUAAACAGAAUCCCUAUGUGAAUACAGAAACCAAAACCAAAAAUGUGUGCACACAGGGAGAGUUGUCUCCAUUUUCAUGUGACCUUGCUUGUAAAUGUGGCAGUUCAUAAUGGAGAAAUGCAUAUCAAAGUAUGUUUUUUGGGGGUAUCUCUUGUCAUCUUGGUUUCUUUCAUAUUACACGUAAACACAGUUCUGUGAGAAAGCAUUAAGAGAGACACACACAAGUCUUCAUUUGUCGUAACAAGGCACAUUGGAUUAAAUUCCUGUGGAUGUACAAUGUUCUCAGUUAUUCUUCAGAGUUUGAAAAUUUUUUGAACAUUUCUUAUAUAGUGCAAAUAUAUUCAAAUAAAUCAUGUAAAAAGUAA